ACACUUCCCGACACGCCGCGUGAGGCGCUGCCAGCGGCCGGCCGAGGGCGGGCGGACGCGGGAGCUGCGGACGUGAGGCAUGAGCGGCGCCCUCCUCCGGCCCGCGAGCGUCCUGCUGGUUCCCCGAGCGAGGGUCUCGCGGCGCGGGGCCUAGCGGAGGGCAUCGAAGGCCUCCGCGUGCGCACGGGUUGCUGCGGCCGCGCCGGGCGCCGGGGAGGGCGGCGGCCGCCAUGGAGGUGAGCGGGCCGGAAGACGACCCCUUCCUUUCGCAGCUGCACCAGGUGCAGUGCCCCGUGUGCCAGCAGAUGAUGCCCGCCGCGCACAUCAACUCGCACCUGGACCGCUGUCUGCUGCUCCACCCGGCGGGGCACGCGGAGCCCGCGGCCGGGUCGCACCGCGCCGGGGAGCGGGCCAAGGGGCCCUCGCCGCCCGGCGCCAAGAGGCGGCGGCUGUCGGAGAGCUCGGCGCUGAAGCAGCCAGCCACCCCGACGGCAGCCGAGAGCAGCGAGGGCGAGGGUGAGGAGGGCGACGACGGCGGCGAGACCGAGAGCCGCGAGAGCUACGACGCGCCGCCCACACCCAGCGGCGCCCGCCUUAUCCCCGACUUCCCGGUGGCCCGCUCCAGCAGCCCCGGGAGGAAGGGGUCGGGGAAGAGGCCGGCGGCCGCCGCCGCGGCGGGGAGCGCGUCUCCGCGCAGCUGGGACGAGGCGGAGGCGCAGGAGGAGGAGGAGGCCGUGGGCGACGGCGAUGGCGACGGGGACGCGGACGCGGACGGCGAGGACGACCCGGGGCACUGGGACGCGGACGCUGCCGAAGCCGCCACCGCCUUCGGGGCCAGUGGCGGGGGCCGCCCGCACCCCCGGGCGCUGGCUGCCGAGGAGAUCCGACAGAUGCUACAGGGCAAGCCGCUGGCCGACACGAUGCGUCCUGACACGCUGCAGGAUUACUUCGGGCAGAGCAAGGCCGUGGGCCAGGAUACCCUGCUGCGCUCGCUCCUGGAGACCAACGAAAUCCCCUCGCUUAUCCUGUGGGGGCCGCCGGGCUGCGGCAAGACCACUCUGGCUCACAUCAUAGCCAGCAACAGCAAGAAACAUAGCAUAAGGUUUGUGACAUUAUCUGCAACAAAUGCCAAGACAAAUGAUGUGCGAGAUGUCAUAAAACAAGCUCAAAAUGAAAAGAGCUUUUUCAAAAGGAAAACCAUCCUUUUUAUUGAUGAGAUUCAUCGGUUCAAUAAAUCUCAGCAGGACACUUUCCUUCCUCACGUGGAAUGUGGGACGAUCACUCUGAUUGGGGCAACCACUGAAAACCCUUCCUUCCAGGUCAACGCUGCUCUUCUGAGCCGCUGUCGAGUGAUUGUUCUUGAGAAGCUUCCAGUAGAGGCAAUGGUGACUAUUUUAAUGCGAGCGAUCAACUCCCUGGGAAUCCACGUCCUAGACUCUAGCCGUCCCACUGACCCUCUGAGCCACAGCAGCAACAGCAGCUCAGAGCCCGCCAUGUUCAUAGAGGAUAAAGCAGUAGACACCCUGGCUUACCUCAGUGACGGUGACGCCCGAGCUGGGUUGAACGGACUGCAGCUGGCGGUGCUGGCUAGGUUAAGCUCUAGGAAGAUGUUCUGUAAGAAGAGUGGGCAAUCCUAUUCUCCCAGUAGAGUUCUGAUCACAGAGAAUGACGUGAAGGAGGGCCUACAGCGAUCCCACAUUUUAUAUGACCGGGCAGGUGAGGAGCAUUACAACUGCAUCUCCGCCCUGCACAAGUCCAUGCGGGGCUCAGACCAGAACGCCUCCCUCUACUGGCUGGCUCGCAUGCUCGAGGGAGGAGAGGACCCACUCUACGUGGCACGGAGGCUUGUCAGGUUUGCCAGCGAGGACAUAGGUCUGGCAGACCCGUCUGCGUUAACACAAGCGGUUGCUGCCUACCAAGGCUGUCAUUUUAUAGGCAUGCCUGAAUGUGAGGUGCUUCUGGCCCAGUGUGUGGUCUACUUUGCCAGAGCCCCAAAGUCCAUUGAGGUGUACAGCGCCUACAACAACGUCAAAGCCUGCCUGAGGAACCACCAGGGGCCACUGCCCCCCGUGCCCCUGCACCUGAGGAACGCGCCCACUAGGCUGAUGAAGGAUUUGGGCUAUGGCAAAGGCUACAAGUACAACCCCAUGUACAGCGAGCCUGUGGAUCAGGAGUACCUGCCUGAAGAGUUGAGGGGGGUAGAUUUCUUCAAGCAGAGGAGGUGCUGACUCCUCAGGGCACGACAGCAGAAGGAUGUUGCUUUUUUAAGGGAGGGCCAGAAAGAAAGUUAGUGGAUUGCAAAGUUGGUUGCCUGGUGGAAGUUAGAACAGACCAACAUUUUGUGCCAGAAAUUUAAGAGUUCCAUAGGUGGAGGCGCAGUUCUUUCGAAUAAAUGUGUAACUUUGAAAUUGUGUUCAUUUGCACUCGGUGCAGCGGUUAUGCUUAUGAAAAUACCUGGCAGCUUUGUGCAAUGAAUUAAUGUUAUAAGGAAUUAUCUAUUUUGUCAUAGUAUUUAAGUCAUAAUGUCAUUUCAGAAUUCAGUUCUGUAGGAUUUUCUUUUCUUUAAAAAAUGUAUAUUCUGGGUAGUUUUAAUUGGUAAAAAAAUGUAAUUGUGAUUUAAUACUGCAUAGUGUUUUGGGUAUUUUUUUUAUAUGCAAAGGUCUUACGAGCCAAUAAAACUAUUUCAAAGUACUCUUCGAUUCUGUCAUGGUUUUCCUGCCUGGAUGCUAGGUACCAGCGUUGUCACCAUUGCAUUUGGUGGGUGGAUACUGGGAAGGAGAAAUCACCCCAGAUGGGAAGAGUGGGGAGCUUAAGUUAAGAAGUCAGUGUUAUCUUGUUGAAAGUUAACUCUGAUCUCUUUAAAGGAAUACAUAAAGGAAUUCUUUAAAUGGCUUGUGGAAGACUCCAGUAGUCCCAUGCCCAUUUUUUCCCACUUGUCCUGGUUUCUUCUUGCAGCUCCAUAUUUCUAAACAGUCGUUUUUCUUUUACUUUAUGUGUGUCCUGAACACAAAAUACGCCACUCCUUCUGCUCAGUUAAGAGUUAUUUGUCCCUACUGCUACUUCCUCUCCCUCUCCUUAGUUGCAUGUCGUGCAUAUGCCCACAAGGAUGGCCCCUUCAGGUAGUCGGUUCUCCUCCUGCUGUUGCGUGAUCCCUCCUGGGGUCCUCCUGCCAUGUCUGGAAGGCUGCCGGCUGUUGGCCUGGGACGUCCUCUGCCUUUAUUCUGAGUGAGAUGCCCAUUUUCUGGAUGCUCCAUCCCGCCUUACUGGUUUAUUCCGCUAUUUCAGUGCAACCCAUCCUCUAGUAGUUUUAUCAGGCUGGAGGGACUGUAUGUUGCAGAGGCUUGGCCCGACUGGCCUCCCUCCUUCUGUCUGGAGUGGUUGCACUGCAGUGUGCAGUUGCCAUCCCCAGAAUCUCCCUUCAUCAUCACCCUGGAGCUUUCCUCUGCUUCUCCCUGCACCCCAUCUGAUGACAGGACUGACUGCUUUCUGGCACAGGUGGCAUGUACCCUCUAGUAGCUUUAUGGAGCAGGGGUGUGUGGAGGAAAAGUAUUUUUAGACCUCAGGAGACUCAAAAUGCUUUUAUUGUACCUUCAGACGUGUCUGAGGGUUUGGCUAGUAAUAAAUUGUAGGUAAGAAAUUACUUGUGCAUUGUUUUACACUUUCCCACAUUGUUGUCAAGUUUGAAGGCAUCCUGAUGUGUGUGGUCUUUUGUUUGUAACCUCUAUCAACUUGUAGACUCUUCUGUCUUUGCUCCCCGUGUUUUAAAAGUCUGCACUGGGUACUUGUUGGGCCUUUCAAUCUGGAAACUCCUUUCAGUUCUAGGGAAGUUUCUUUUUUUAUUCAAUAAAUUUAUUUAUUUAUGAGACCAACUCUUGCUCUUUUUCCCAGGCUGGAGGGC
Messenger RNA from Homo sapiens (human), 3898 nucleotides. It is a transcript of the gene WRNIP1, whose product is annotated as WRN helicase interacting protein 1. Gene Ontology annotation, cellular component: nucleus; cytoplasm. The transcript is spliced from 7 exons. The coding region runs from base 231 to 2228 and encodes 665 amino acids. The record is from RefSeq and is marked reviewed. Gene Ontology annotation, molecular function: ATP binding; ATP hydrolysis activity; DNA binding. Gene Ontology annotation, biological process: DNA repair; DNA damage response; DNA replication. Lineage: Eukaryota; Metazoa; Chordata; Mammalia; Primates; Hominidae.